UGGUUGCUGGGCCGGGGAAAUGGCGGCUCCAGGAGAGAGCGGGGCUUCGGCUGGCGGAGGGAGCACCGAGGAAGCAUUUAUGACCUUUUACAGUGAGGUGAAACAGAUAGAGAAGAGAGAUUCCGUUCUAACAUCCAAAAAUCAGAUUGAAAGAUUGACCCGUCCUGGUUCUUCCUACUUCAAUCUGAACCCAUUUGAGGUUCUUCAGAUAGAUCCUGAAGUGACAGAUGAAGAAAUAAAAAAGAGGUUUCGACAGUUAUCCAUAUUGGUACACCCUGACAAAAAUCAAGAUGAUGCUGACAGAGCACAAAAGGCUUUUGAAGCUGUGGACAAAGCUUACAAGUUGCUACUGGAUCAGGAACAAAAGAAGAGGGCCCUGGAUGUAAUUCAGGCAGGAAAAGAAUACGUGGAACACACUGUGAAAGAGAGAAAAAAGCAAUUAAAGAAGGAAGGAAAACCUACAAAUGUGGAGGAGGAUGACCCUGAGCUGUUCAAACAAGCAGUAUAUAAACAGACCAUGAAACUCUUUGCUGAGCUGGAAAUUAAAAGGAAAGAGAGAGAAGCCAAAGAGAUGCACGAAAGGAAGCGACAAAGGGAAGAAGAAAUUGAAGCUCAAGAAAAAGCCAAACGAGAAAGGGAGUGGCAGAAAAACUUCGAGGAAAGUCGAGAUGGCCGUGUGGACAGCUGGCGAAACUUCCAAGCAAAUACAAAGGGGAAGAAAGAGAAGAAAAAUCGGACCUUCCUGAGACCACCCAAAGUAAAAAUGGAGCAGCGUGAGUGACCACCUGGGGUCACAGCCACAGAACCUUUUCCCAACUGUCUCCCCUCCUGCUUUGAAGGACUCAUUCUUUCCUCCCAUUUCCACCCCAACAUAGAGUAGUAGUUGCUUUUUAGUCCAUUUUGUUUUCAAUACAAUUUAAUAUCGAUCAGAGUAAUUCUUUUGUACAUUGAAAUGAGGGGCUCAGUUUAAAACGAAACCUUCCCCACCCCCUACUCUUAGACCAACCAGGAUUGGAAGGUGCCACCACUGGUGUUGCCUUCUCUUCCCACAGCCUGUAACUUAAUGUUUUGUACUUCACUGAAUUGUGAUGGUUAGAAACUUCGUGUAUAGUUUGUGGAAAUCAUCCAAUUAAACAUAUUGCUUAAAAUGG
Molecule: messenger RNA, 1151 nt
Organism: Nyctereutes procyonoides (raccoon dog)
Lineage: Eukaryota; Metazoa; Chordata; Mammalia; Carnivora; Canidae
Gene: DNAJC8
Product: DnaJ heat shock protein family (Hsp40) member C8
Exons: 9
Coding region: 20-781 (253 amino acids)
Cellular component (GO): nucleus
Source: RefSeq, a predicted model, not a curated record